Messenger RNA from Prunus armeniaca (apricot), 756 nucleotides. Lineage: Eukaryota; Viridiplantae; Streptophyta; Magnoliopsida; Rosales; Rosaceae. The record is from the annotation of a GenBank genome assembly.
AUGGCUACAAUCUCAUCCCUACUAUCACCACCCAAUCUCCUUCACCAUCCCACAAAACCCAUCAAAGCCGCACCAAAACUGUCUCUCCAAAUCCUCAAACCAACCCAAUUUCAGGGCUUUCACAAACUCACUUCCUCUUAUAUGAUUCUGACCCCCCGACAUUCACAAAGAGUCUUUGCUGUUGCCGAAGAAGUCGCAGCCGACCCGUCUUCUAAAGCGGCCAGGAGAGUUUACAUUGGCAACAUUCCCAGGACUGUGGAUAAUGCUGAGCUUACCAAAAUUGUUGAAGAACACGGAGCUGUAGAGAAGGCUGAGGUGAUGUUUGAUAAAUACUCUGGAAGAAGUCGCCGAUUUGCAUUUGUUACAGCAAAGACUGUUGAAGAUGCAAAUUCCAUUGUUGAAAAACUGAAUGGAACUGAGAUUGGAGGACGUGAAAUCAAAGUAAACAUAACUGAGAAACCCCUGCUACAAGCGGACGUAUCACUUCUUCAGGCAGAAGAGUCUCAAUUCAUUGACAGCCCCCAUAAAGUGUAUGUUGGAAAUCUUGGAAAGGAAGUAACUACGGAUACACUCAAAACCCUCUUCUCUGAGAAGGGAAAAGUUCUUAGCGCAAAGGUUUCCCGGGUUCCAGGGACUUCAAAAUCUAGUGGUUUUGGGUUUGUUUCUUUCUCCUUGGAGGAGGAUGUAGAAGCUGCCAUCUCUUCUUUCAACAAUACUUUGUUUGAAGGGCAACGAAUUCGUGUAAACAAGGCAUAG